Oryzias latipes (Japanese medaka) is the source of this 5546-nucleotide messenger RNA. It is a transcript of the gene casp8ap2, whose product is annotated as caspase 8 associated protein 2. Gene Ontology annotation, cellular component: PML body; mitochondrion. Lineage: Eukaryota; Metazoa; Chordata; Actinopteri; Beloniformes; Adrianichthyidae. Gene Ontology annotation, biological process: Fas signaling pathway; extrinsic apoptotic signaling pathway via death domain receptors. Gene Ontology annotation, molecular function: transcription corepressor activity. The record is from RefSeq and is a predicted model, not a curated record.
GUUUAUGACGUAGAGGACAGCCGCGCAAGCUAGCCAGCGCGAGACCAGUCGCUCAAGCGCUCGCUUCGGGUUUGCUUGUUUGUUUACUCUGUUUUUUUGUUUCCGGUUGGUCGGGUAAAGAUGCGAGCUUCUAGAGAAGCUCGAAAUCUUCAGAACCACCGGUACCAGUGACGGCUUGGUUCUGGCCUGAUGAGUUUAUUUGCUCUGUUCCAAACCUGCGGGAAAACGGAAGUGACAGACCGCGGGAAAAUGUCGUUACUUCCUGUGUGAUGAAGUCUUGGCGCGAUUCGACAGUUGUAAACAAAAAAGACUCGAAACCAGUUUUUGCAGGAGUUAAGAGAAAUCCAGGAAAGUUCUAAAAUGAUGGAGAAAAGUUUGGAAGCUGCUGGUAAGAGCAUUCAUUCCUGCCUCUCACUGUGGUGUUCAGCCGUGGUCCCUGCAGCCAGUGACGACUCUGUGGACAUCUACGAUGGUCUGGACGUCGGCCCUGGCAGCACCACAGAGAACUGGGAUGCUGGAAGCUCUGAGCUGAAAGAGUCCAUGGAUCUGUAUGAAGAUCUGGUGAAAGAGGAGCAGCAGAGCAGAGAGUCGUCGUACCAGGAGCUGAAGUCCAGGUUCCAAGCGGCCCAGAACCAGAUCAAAGAGCUGCUGCGGAGACUGGAGCAGAUGGAGAUCCAGAACUCAGGUCUGAGCGCGGAGAACAACAGACUGAAGAAGAACAUCUCAGCACUCCUACGAACAGCCAGACUGGAAGUGAUGCGGAAAGACGCAGAGAUCCAGAGACUCAAUCAGUGGGCAGAGUGGAGUCGACAUUCUUGCCAGCCGCGCUUAAAAAAUCCAGAUCCCUCCUGUCGGGUCCCAACAGCUGCUACUAUAAGACCUCCUCCUCCUCCUCCACCGCUUCCAUCUCUUCCUCCUCCUCUUCCUCCACCGCUUCCAUCUCUUCCUCCUCCACCUCCUCUUCCACCUCCACCCUCCAAGGAGGAGUAUCAUCUGAGGGAUCCACCUUCCAAAACAGAAAGUCAGAGCAAGUCUUCUAACGGAUCUCCUCAUCGCCAUUUGAAAAGAGACAACAAGACUUCAGAAAAAGGAUCUAAAUCAGAACCGCACAAGUCCAGAAACAAAGACGACCAACAUUCGGGUCUGCGGCUGUCCGAGUUGGCUGACCGGAGGCACAGAGACGCUUCAGGUCCUGACAAGAACUCCAGAGAUCCUCACAGACCAGACCGAGAGUCCAUGCGGAGGCACGACUCCAGGACUGGCUGGAGCCGACCGGCCUCUUCCUCUGACAGCAGCAAAGGGAGCAUUCGAGAGCGAAGACACGACCAACCAAAAACCGCGCCUCCUGAACACGGCGCCAAACCCGACUGCAGCCGCAAGCACAGAAAGACCAAGAGCAGCGAGGCGCAGGACAGACGCUCCAACACACAUGAGUGGAAAAGGUUGAGUUCCCACGCCGGACACGAAGGCCGAGAAGAGGAUCGACGCAAAGAUCACCAGAGGAAGGAGGACAGAGGACAGCAAGAAGAGAACAGGAAACACAGGAGGAGCAAUCCAUCAGAAUCCGCCAGGGAGCCACAGCGACACAAAAAGCCGAAAGACCGAACCCAAAGACGGGAGAGGAGACACAAAUCUGUGGAGAGACUGUCUGCAGAACCAAACCUGGAGGAGAACAGUCCCAACAGGAAGCUGUGCUUCAUGGAAACCCUGAACCUGACCAUUUCCCCAAUGAAGAAACCCAAGAGCGCACUUAGUGCGGACACCGGCCUUAGUGCAGACACCGGCCUUAGUGCGGACACCUGCCUUAGUGCAGACACCUGCCUUAGUGCAGACACCGGCCUUAGUACUGACACCGGCCUUAGUGCAGACACCUGCCUUAGUGCAGACACCUGCCCAGACGCGGAGAACUGCCAGCCCGACCUUGCAGACAUGUGCGUCAUUGACGAAGUGGACAGCAGCGAGUUGGGAAGUUGCGGAGAAGCGGAUUGCCUCCCUGCCUCCAGCUCAGAGAGCGUGGGGCUGCGGUCCGACAAGGACGAGGGCAAAAACUGCAGCGCCGACAGUUCGGACCAAACUGCCUCACAUCAGAGCGAGUCCAGAGAAGGUCUCAGUUCCAAACCUGCCGAGAGGAGUUCAGAGGGAGCAGAGCAGGGAGCUGCAGAGGCUGGACCUCCUGCAGACUCCUGCCUGACAUCUGUUGCCGUUCCUGACCACCAAAGCCUCCUCCCUGAUCCACCCGCUCUCCUGGACUCCAGCCAAACUCAUCCAAAGACAGAAAGUUCUGCUCCACCUGAAGAAGCCAGCGGGACUGAAGACGGAGCAGCUUGUCCUCAGCAGGAGCCGUGCCCCACCUCCUCCACCAGCGUCUGUCAGCAGAAGGACGCUCCUGCAGACGCCGAGGCCGUGUCCAGCACCAUCAGCCUGGACUCCCUUCCCCAGGAGGGGCUGAGUCUGACGGACGCCAUUGUUGUCCUGACGCAGGCAGACAGCGCCCCAGCCUCCGCCGCAGCAGAGCCCUCCUCCUCCACCGGCUGCAUCGCGGUCUCCAAAGUCAGCAGCACCACAGAGGAGGCGCCGACGACGCCCAGGAAGAUCUACACUCCCGCAGCGGAGCCCAGCAGCUCCGCCCCCCUCCCUCACGACGAGGACUCCAUGAUGAGGACGCUCAGGAACCUGAGCAGGAUCCCCGACGCCAUCAGCCCCCUCAGGAGCCCCGUGCGCGUCGCCAAGCACCUGGUCCACCUGCAGAACCGACAGGGGCUGGUGAAGAGCCUCCAGAAAGACUUCUCCGACUCCACGGCUGCCGGAAGCUCCGAGAAGCUGGAUGUCAACAAGGAGAACAAGCAUCCAGGUUCCCCAGCAGACCCCCUGGAGAAGCCAUCGGCAAGCCGCCCCGACAGCGACGUGGAGGAGGGGGAGAUAGUCAGCGAAAGCGACGAGGCGGCUUCAGCUUCCCCCGCUUCUCCCCCCAAGAGGCCGAAGCUGACGGCGCCGGUCCUCAACAAACCGAGUCCCGCUUCCAGAAGAAAACCGGAAGAAAAGAAGGCCGCUUCAAGAGAAGCUCCUCAACCAGCAGGGGGGCCGGUCCAUAGCCCUCGGAACCGCUUUAAAACCGUCUCCCCCGUGAUGAGCAAAGCCUCCUUUUCCACCGUAGAGGAAGUCAUGGAGAUGUUCAAGUCGGUCCGAGCUCAGAUCCGAAAGAAGUACAUGAAGCUCCAUAAGACGUUCCCCAAGAAGAGCUUCUGCGGUGUAAUGGAGAACUUCCAGAAGUCCUACUUGGAGUUUGUGGACCGAGCUAAUUUUGGCGACAUGUGCAGUCAGGGGGAGGAGCUUAAGUCCCGGCUGAAGAACCUGAUUGGCUCCGUGUUCAGGAAAGUUGUGAAUAACGGCAUCGUGAAGCGCAUCUUUGAGCAGCAGGCGGUGGACCUGAAGCAGAAGCUGUGGGACUUUGUGGACGUGCAGGUGGAGUAUCUGCUGCAGGACAUCCAGGAGGCGCUGAAGAGCCUCUGCAAACCCGCCAGAGCUCUGGACGGCGGCAAAAGGGAGGCCCGGCGGCCUGGCGUACAGACGCCACAGGCCGAGCGGAAGGAGCUGCGCUCCUCCAACCCGGGCCCGGAUCAGGCAAAGUCCUGCCCCGUGGUUCCAUACAGAACCGGUCUUGGAAGCAGAGGGAAAGACAUCCGGAUCACUCAAGGAGACACACUGGAGAAUGUUCAUCCAACAGAUGAUCCAACAGACGGGCGUUUGUUGGAGCUCCUCCCACGGCGAAAUCUUCCCUCCAACCCAGAGAAGAACCUGAGCUCGGCCCACGACAGACCCGACUUCCAGCUGCUGACGGAGCAGCAGGCUUCCAGCCUGACCUUUAACCUGGUCAGAGACUCUCAGAUGGGGGAGAUCUUCAGGUGUCUCCUGCAGGGGUCGGACCUGCUGGAGAGCAGCGGGGUGGGCGGGGACUCCGCCACGUGGUCCCUGGGUACUCCAAGGAAGGACGGCGAAAGGUUCCUCAGCAUCAGCACGCCAUCCAAAUUUGAGUCCCCAUCCAAGCUGCUGUCCCCCGCCAAGUUUGACACGCCCUCCAAGCUCAUCGCCACGUGGUCGAGUAUCUCCCCCCGCAGGGUCCUGUCCCCUCGAGCCAAGGAUCCAGCCGGACUGAACCCGGCGCUGUUUGACGACAACUGCCUCCUCGAGGUUCCGUCGCAGGGCCGGGCGCCACUCAAGUCGUACUCCAUCCUGGCCGAAGACCUGGCGGUGUCACUCACCAUCCCGUCGCCGCUCAAGUCUGACAGCCACCUCAGCUUCCUGCAGAUCGUGUCCACGCCCGACAGCGUCCUCAGCGCUCACAUCAGCGAAGACGCCCUGCUGGACGGCGAGGACGCCACCGAGCAAGACAUCCAUCUCGCCCUCGACACCGACAACUCCACCUGCGCCUCCAACAGCAGCGUCGCCUCCGAAGCAGCCGCCGCGCCUUUCCUCUUCAAGCCCGACGUCCAGAUGGAGGCGCUGGUGCUGGAGAGAUCCAACGACCACUUCAUCGUGAAGAUUCGACAAGCAGACUGCGGCGCCACGCCGACCGCCGACGAGACCUUCAGCCGAACGCUGACAGAGGAAAAUCUGCUAACCGAAGACCCGCAGGUUCAGAAAAGUCCAACUCGAACAGAUUCCCCCCCUCCAGAGGAAAGUUCAGCUCUCCAACCAACAGUGUCAGAAGAGAAGAAGCUUCCAGAUGGAGUCACUGCUACCUGUAAUGUCUCAGCCAAUCAGGCGCUUCUCAGGGAAGGCCAUGGAAGUACACCCGCAAACCUAGAGAACCCGGCGCCACGGCAACAACUCUGCUCUGGUUCAGAGAGGAACCAGACCAACCGGUCCGAACGAGACCAGAGUUCCAGCGUCACAGAAGACACCAGCAGCUCGCCAGAGAAAGCCCGGGAAGGUCACCAGAAAGGUCAGAAGCGGAAGAAGCACACCGACAAGUCCAAAAACAAGAAGCCCAGGAACGAGGAGGAGGAGGAGGUCUUCAAGGAGGCGUCUCCUCCCAGCAUGGAGGACGAGCAGCCAAACGCAGGGCUGUCGGCCCGCAACGUCGUCAAGAAGAAGGGCGAGGUGGUGAUGACGUGGAGCAGAGAUGAAGAUCGAGCCAUCCUGAUGGAGCUGAAGAGCAGCGGCCCGUCCCGGGAGACCUUCUCCGCUCUGUCGGAGAGGCUGCAGAAGCCGUCGGGACAGAUUGCACACAGGUUCCACCAGCUGAUGAAGCUUUUCAAGAAGAGGGAGAAGAUGGAGGCCUGAGCACAACAGGAGAUACUGUGACUUCACCACUACAGCUCUGGAUCCGUUCAGAACCAACCUCAGACAUGUUCCUUUUUCUCAAACUGAGAAGCUUUAGAUCGGAAGGUUUCCUUUGACAUUUUACUUUUGGCGUCUGAAGUUUUUCUGAUAAUCAGAUCAGACGUUUACAUGUCUGCUCAGUGAACAGAUUCUGUCCUCAUCCUGAAAAAAACGGCAAUAUUCUUGUACAUAAUUCUUAAUAAAAAAUGCUUUUAUUUAUUUAA